CCGAAGCAGGAAGGAAGGCAGCCAGAGAGGGGAGGAAGGGAGUGCAUGCUAAUAAGCUCCGUCGUAGUCCUAUCGUUGUGGUAAAGGUAGGGUUUGACCAAAUAUCCUGGAAUGGAGAGGAGCGCCGGCGGCUGUUGAACGUUGUAGAAUGCGCCAGAGCCGCGCUUGCGCCGCGCGCCCGCAGCUCCACGGUUGACCGGCUGCACCGUCUUUUUGCGCGGACUGAAAUGCAUCGAGCCUGCCCGGGAUUCUCGUUCUGACCAUGGAGAUUGAAAAUAUCGUGGCCAACACGGUUCUCCUCAAGGCGAGGGAAGGGGGAGGCGGGAAGAGGAAUGGCCGCAGCAAGAAGUGGAAGGAGAUGCUGAAGCUCCCGCACAUCAGCCAGUGUGAGGAGCUGCGCCGCACUGUUGAGAGGGACUACACCAGUCUAUGUGAGAAGCAGCCCAUCGGCCGGCUGCUGUUCCGUCAGUACUGUGACACCAGGCCGGAGCUGAAGCGCUGCAUCGACUUCAUGGACGCCGUGGCCAUGUACGCGCUCGCUCCUGAUGAGAAGAGGAGGGACUGUGGACUGAAUCUUCUAGACACAUACUUUAAUAACGGGUCGGCGGUCCACCUGCCCGACAUCCCCCAGGACUGGGUGGCUUCGUGCCGCGAGAGGUUGGAGCAGACUCCGUGUAAGGAGCUCUUCAAUGACUGCACCAAAAUAGUUCGGGAUCACCUGAGCGGAGCUCCGUUUUCUUCCUACCAGGAGUCCAUGUACUUCUCUCGCUUCCUGCAGUGGAAAUGGUUGGAAAGGCAACCAGUAACCAAAAAUACCUUCAGACAUUAUAGAGUACUAGGAAAAGGUGGUUUUGGCGAGGUUUGUGCCUGCCAAGUACGAGCCACCGGUAAGAUGUACGCCUGUAAAAAGCUGGAAAAGAAGCGGGUGAAGAAAAGAAAAGGUGAAGCAAUGGCACUAAACGAAAAACGCAUUUUAGAAAAAGUUAACAGUAGUUUUGUAGUUAGUCUAGCAUACGCCUACGAGACCAAGGAUGCGCUGUGCCUGGUGCUCACCAUAAUGAACGGCGGUGACCUAAAGUUUCACAUCUACAAUAUGGGAAACUCCGGCUUUGACGAGCAGAGGGCCAUCUUCUACGCCGCAGAGAUCUGCUGUGGCCUGGAGGACCUGCACCGCGAGAGGAUAGUCUACAGGGAUCUGAAACCUGAAAACAUUCUUCUGGAUGACCGUGGACACAUCCGUAUUUCCGACCUGGGCCUGGCAGUUCAAAUUCCGGAGGGGGAGACGAUACGAGGGAGAGUGGGCACUGUGGGAUACAUGGCUCCAGAGGUGAUCCAGAACGAGAGCUACACCUUCUGUCCGGACUGGUGGGGGCUGGGCUGCCUGGUGUUCGAAAUGAUCCAGGGCCAGUCGCCUUUCCGCAAACGUAAGGAGCGAGUGAAGCGGGAGGAGGUGGACAGGCGGGUGCGCGAGGACCAGGAGGAGUACUCUGACAAGUUCUCUGAGGAGGCCAAAGACAUCUGCAGACAGCUCCUGGCCAAAGACCCCAAGGAGAGGCUGGGCUGCCGGGGCUCCGGGGGAGUGGAGGUCAAGCAGCACCCCAUCUUCAGAAACAUUAACUUCAAACGGCUAGAGGCCCACAUGCUGGACCCCCCCUUCGUCCCAGACCCUCGGGCCGUGUACUGUAAGGACGUCCUGGACAUUGAGCAGUUCUCCACCGUCAAAGGCGUGAACCUUGACCCCACAGAUAACGACUUCUACCACAAGUUUGUGACGGGCAGUGUCUCCAUCCCGUGGCAGAAUGAGAUGAUCGAGAUGGAGUGCUUCAAAGAAAUCAACGUCUAUGAGACGGAUGGGACGCUGAGCCAGGACCUGGACGUGAACCGACCCAACCCUCCUCCAAAGAGAGGCUUCUUCUACCGACUGUUCAGAAGAGAGGCAAGUGCUAGCGCUUCUGCAACUGUCCGAGGGGGUGGGGGCUAAGGUCUGUAUUAAGAGCUCUUACAGUGACGACGAGAUGGAGCAGCCCUCAAGACUGUAACCACUCCCUCCGCCCGCACCGCUUCACCACAAACUCCAACCCGAUCUUAGGAACUCAGUGAAUGUCAACCUGUAUUUAUGAGCUGUAUUAAAAGUGUAUUAUAGUUAAAGAAAAAAAAGUAUGAGUUUAAAGAUUUUGUACAUUUGUACUUGAAUUUAUGUCUAGAUGUAUAUUUUCACUAAAGGUUGUAUUGUACAAAAAGCCAUAAAAGUACCACUUGAAUGCAUACGUAAUGUUUUAUUUACUAAUGUGUUUUGGGGAGUUUAUUUUAAGAAGCUCAGUACAAGUAGUCUUUUUACGUUCCUCUAUGUAGCAGAAGGCCUUUUCUGUUUUCUGUAAGCUGUCUGUCAUUCACUCAGCCAAAGCGACGUGUUUUUGGCACAUAAACUCCGCCUGAUCCCCGACUAACUCUUCGCCUCCGUAGGCCUCGUGGCUCAGGUAGAUCUAAAUGAACCAUGUACUGUAGAUACAAGUGGGAGGAAUCUAGUCCUGUCUAUUUCCCAAACCUCAAACCUUUUUUUUUUUUUUUUUUUUUUUAAAAAGUUCUCCUCCAUUCUGCCCAGAAGUUCAACUUAAACUGGACUCUCUCCUCAACCGAUUCUCUUCUGAAUUCAUAUCUGACAAUCUUUUAGUCGGCUUGAGUGACUAAGAAGGAUUUCUUUCAUGAAUUAAAGUCUAAAGUGUCUAAAGAUGGAUUUUUCCUGACACAGUUUCCACUUGGUUGGAAACACGAUGGUUUUGUAAAUGUUGCAUUGUUCCAUCAUCACUGACCUUCUUCCUUUUGCUUUCGUUGUAUUAACCAGCUUUUAUAUGCUGUGAGCUAUGUGCAGUGCAGAAAAAUGACCCCAUACACUUUUUUUGGGGGAGGGUGAGGAGUCUGAGAGACGAUUCUAGCAAGGACUUUUAUUUGUCUCAAAAAGUAGUUAGUUGCUACAAAACCCUGUGUGGCUCAUUCUCAAAAGCACCGGGUUUAAAUGAAAUAUGUCCAAAGUCUUUCCUUCCCGUUUACCAAUCACAAUCAAUCUGUAGAUUUCUCAUUUUGUCCGGUGUUGACGGUUUAUUUCUCUUGAAGCAGUAGCUGUUUGCUCCCCCACUGCUUGUUUUUAAUGCUGUGAAUACCCAUCCUGACCUGUAUCUGUAGGUUAACGUGGCUUUGUAAAUCCAAACGUGAACGGUCCACAGAAAAGCCUUUCAUCAGUACUGAAGUAGAGGAUAGAUCUGGAAUAGCUGACCUCCUCCAGACAGCUGAGGGGACACGUCCACGCGCCACGUUCAGGAAGGGACGUGGCGAGUUCGCCUCCUGUCGCACAUCCCACAAUCGGCUAUGUGGAUGUGUCGCUGGCUUGUCAUCACUUGCGUUUGUGUCUUGUUUUGGGAAAAAGAACAAAAAAAAUUUUUGUUUGAUUUUUUUUUGUUCUCAGGCACAUUAUGAAGCUAAAUUUCCCACAUGUAGAUUUUAGCCUUUUAGCUCUUUAGCCUCAAAAACCUUGUAAAUGACGUAUAUCUAACAUGUAGUUAAGCUCGGUCACGUAAUCGCUCAUUGUUUGAAAACCCAAACAUGAGAUUUAUACUCGCUGUCUUUGCACUUCUGUUAGCUUUGACAAUGACCAUUGGAAGUGUCUUCAUCCUAUUUUGCCAAAAUCACCUCCAUCAACCCAAAUUUGUUUUGUUAUCUGAAGUGUUUACUUAAGAAAGACUGACGGCCUUUACUCCACGUGCCAAUUACCAAACCAACUCCUGUUUUCUCUUUUGACCUUUGAGACUUUCCGUCCGCCAAGAGAAGUUCCUUCUUUGGUAAAGAACCUCUGAACAACUCAAAUGUUUUGAAUGUCCGCACUAAGUGCAUUGUAAUGCCUCUUUUCUUCCUGCUUAGAUUUUUUUGUUAAAGAUGAAUGUUUUUAUGACUCAAGCAUGCAUUGGUUUGUUCAUCGUGCGUGCGUGCGUGCGUGCGUGCGUGCGUGCGUGCGUGCGUGCGUGCGUGCGUGUGUGUGUGUGUGUGCGCGUGCGUGCGUGCGUGCGUGCGUGCGUGCGUGCGUGCGUGCGUGCGUGCGUGUGAGUGAGUGAGUGAGUGAUGACCGUACAUCUCACUGGUGUCCGUGGACAACGUCUUGAAUGGCGGGGUGAUGGGCCGAGUGGGGCCGGUUUGGAUGGCGAGCAUUCCUUUCCCUCGAAGCGCUGAUGCCGAGUCAAGCCACCCCCAAAAGCUGGUUGGCGCUCAACGUCUACAACCGCAAGAUCCUCUCUUCCUUUAGGUCGCUUGAAUAUAGUUUUGGGUUUUGUGCCAGUGCAAGUCGAGAGAUUCUGCUGUGUUUCUGUAAAAAUGUAAAGGUGACGUUUUCCAAGGAAGGGGGGAAUAACAAAUGGAUUUUUCCAAGCGGCCAUGUAACUUUGUUGUUUUUUUUUCUUUUUCUUUUCUUCUCUUUUAUUUUUUAAAACUGUACAGACAUGUCAUUCAACCACUGCAGUCAUUGUUAAUUCUUGUAAAAGUUGUAUCACUGGUUGUUGUAUCAUAUCUGACAUUUGUAAUUAUGGAAUAAUACACUGCCAUUUGUAUAAAAAAUAAAACUUGUGUCUUGACCUA
Molecule: messenger RNA, 4620 nt
Organism: Oryzias latipes (Japanese medaka)
Lineage: Eukaryota; Metazoa; Chordata; Actinopteri; Beloniformes; Adrianichthyidae
Gene: grk4
Product: G protein-coupled receptor kinase 4
Biological process (GO): signal transduction; protein phosphorylation; regulation of signal transduction
Cellular component (GO): cytoplasm
Molecular function (GO): G protein-coupled receptor kinase activity; ATP binding
Source: RefSeq, a predicted model, not a curated record